CUAAUUGUAAAGCAAACCCCACUUUGGAAUGGAUACCCAUUCAUAAUACAAAGAGAAACAAAAAUGGAUAACCAGAAUGCCCAUCUCCCUCUUCUUCUUCAUUCACCUUUUCUUCUCCUUUUUCAUCAUCAUCAGUUGCUGUGAUCAGCAUUCAUCCACACGCCAUGCCUUCCCGACCCUUCCCUUCUCCAGGUCCCAGUUUUUUCACCAAAACCAGAGUCCUGUUCAUAGCACUGACCCUUUCAGCUUCUAUUGUGAUUUUCUGUUCUGUCCUUUACUUCCUUUACCAUCUGUGGCAUUCUCUUCUACACAGAACCAAAACUAUACCCUUUGAUGCAAGUGAUCCCUUGAAGCUCCUGAGAUUCUCAUACAAAGAUUUAAAGCAAGCUACCAAUGGCUUUGACACUGCCAAUGUCAUUGGUAAAGGUGGGUCUGGCACAGUUUUUAAGGGAAUGCUUAAAGAUGGAAACUUGAUUGCUGUCAAGUGCCUAGACUCUUUCUCUUUGCAGACAGAGAGAGAGUUUCAAAAUGAGCUGCAGAUUCUUGGAGGGCUAAGAUCGCCAUUCCUGGUGACCCUUUUGGGGUAUUGUGUGGAAAAGAAUAAAAGGGUCUUGGUGUAUGAGUAUAUGCCUAAGAGAAGCUUGCAAGAGUCCCUCUUUGGAGAUGAGUGUUUGAGUUUGAGUUGGGAGAGAAGAUUUUGCAUAAUCAUGGAUGUUGCUAGAGCAUUGGAGUUCUUGCACCAUGGAUGUGAUCCUCCAGUGAUCCAUGGUGAUAUCAAGCCAAGCAAUGUUCUACUUGAUGCAGAGCACUGUGGAAAGAUCUCAGAUUUUGGGCUGUCAAGGAUUAAGGUGGAGGGUGAUUAUGGUGUGGACUUCUUUAGCCAGGACCUAUGUAAAAGCCAAGAACUUUCAGGUAAUAUAACUGCAGAAACUCCUGUUAUUGGUACUCCAGUUGAUAGUGUUAAUGAAGUAGAUUUUGCUCAAGCUUUGCAAGCUUCUUCUUCAUCCAAAAAUAGCAGGACCUGUUAUAAUGCUAGAACUUUGAACUUGGAUUCUUUGAGUUAUAAUGCCAAAAUUGCCAGUGAAAGUGAAAGUAAGACUGUAAAUGCAAAGGGAAAGGAAAUUUCAACAGUGGUGGAUAUAGGAGAGGAUGAUUGGAAUAAUGAGUUUGUUCGUUGUGAUGAUGAGUUUUCUAGCAUUGAUCAUAGUAAGGAGUUGACUGGUAAUGCUUCUUUGGUAAAGGAUUGGUGGUGGAGACAAGAUGAAAGUGGAGAACUAUGUAGUAAAGACUAUGUCAUGGAGUGGAUAGGGAGUCAGAUUUGUCCAUCAAACGCUGAUUGGGAUGAUGGUCAGAACAAUGCUCAGGAGAAAGCAGAAUUGGAAAAUUCAAGUCCAAUGAAUAAAGCCAAUGAUGAUGAUGCUAAUGGACCCCAACUACAGGAACAUGGUAUUGGUUAUACAAAUGUUGUGUUUGAUAAGAAAGAACCAAAGGAGAAGAAGAAUCAAAGGAAGAUGAAAGAGUGGUGGAAAGAAGAGCAUCUUGCUGAAUUAAGCAAAAAGACUAGUAAGAUGAAAAGUCUUAAAACUAAGAGGAAAAAAGGCUUGAAAGUGCCCCAUUUUGAUUUGGGUAAAAGGUUUUAUCUUUGCCAAGGUAAGAACUGUGGAGAGCAGGGUCAGAAUGAAUGUGAUCAAAAUGGGGAGUUUAGCUUCAGAAGAGGUUUGAAGAAAAAAAGCACUCGUUCCAUUGGAAGUGACAUGUGGAGUGGAGACCUUUUCAGCCGGGAGCUCAGCAGCACAACUAGCAUGAGAGGGACACUGUGUUAUGUAGCACCAGAAUAUGGAGGGUGUGGGUUCUUAAUGGAGAAAGCUGACAUUUACAGUUUUGGAGUUUUGGUUCUAGUAAUUGUGUCAGGUAGAAGACCAUUACAUGUUCUUGCAUCCCCCAUGAAGCUAGAGAAAGCUAACUUGAUAAGCUGGUGUAGGAAUUUAGCUCAAGCUGGUAACAUUUUAGAGCUAGUAGAUGAAAUAUUGAAAGAAGAUUACAGCAAGGACCAAGCAAGCUUGUGCAUCAACUUGGCACUAACUUGCUUACAGAAAAUUCCAGAGUUGCGGCCAGAUAUCCGGGACAUUGUUAAGAUUUUGAAAGGCGAAAUGGCCCUUCCACCACUUCCAUUUGAGUUUUCUCCUUCUCCACCUUCUAAAUUAUACAGCAGAUCAAGGAGGAAACAGAAGGGGAAUGCUGAAUAGGUUUUGUAAUAUUGAAGGUUUCUUGUAAAGAUCAUGUAAAGAUGAGAGCAGUAUGGGACAGAUCAUUAAAAAUGUUUGCAUUUGGGACCUAAUAGUAAUACACUUGCUGUGAGAUUUAUGUUUAAAAUGUAUAUCAGAUAAGUUAUUUGUGCAUUUCUCCAAUAAAAGUUGCAUCAACUUGAUUUGAUGACUCAA
This is a messenger RNA of Lotus japonicus, 2441 nucleotides long. Its product is annotated as putative receptor-like protein kinase At1g80870. Bases 165 to 2246 code for a protein of 693 amino acids. The transcript has a single exon. The record is from RefSeq and is a predicted model, not a curated record. Gene Ontology annotation, biological process: protein phosphorylation. Gene Ontology annotation, molecular function: protein kinase activity; ATP binding. Lineage: Eukaryota; Viridiplantae; Streptophyta; Magnoliopsida; Fabales; Fabaceae.